AUGUUGUGCCACCACUACGGCUCCAAGGCCUGCCGCUUCCAAAAGCCCACCUGUAGCAAGUGUGGCUACCCUGCCAAGCACCAGAGAAAGUGCAACUGGAGUGCCAAAGCUAAAAGGCGAAAUGCCACAGGUUUCUCGUUUCCGGAUCCUCCGCGUGUGACUUCCCUUGCUUUUGCUGGUCCUGCGAAGCCCCUCUUGUCACUGAACCCGCAGGAGCAGGCCGAAUUUCAGAAACAGGUGGCACAGAUCCGCCAUCGGACGCAGAACGAAAAACUUACUCCUGGAGUUGUCUAUGUUGGUCACAUACCUCGAGGCCUUUUUGAACCCCAACUCAAGUCAUAUUUCUCCCAGUUUGGCACUGCUACGAGACUUAAAUUAUCCAGAAGUAAAAAGACUGGAAAUAGUAAAGGUUAUGCCUUUGUGGAGUUUGAGUCUCAUGAUGUUGCCAAGAUCGUUGCUGAAACAAUGAAUAACUACCUUUUUAGUGAAAGACUCUUGAAGUGUGAUUUCAUGCCACCUGAGAAUGUACAUGAAGAACUUUUCAAAGACUGGGAUGUUCCAUUUUCGAAGCCAUCAAAUCCUGCAGUGAAACGAUAUAAUAAACAUCGAACACGUACAGAAAAGCUACGGAUGGAAAAACGAUUUAAACAAAAAGAAAAAUUACUAAGAAAGAAAUUAGCCAAUAAAGGAAUCGAUUAUAAUUUUCCUCCAUUGGUUUUACCCAAAAAGGAAAGACGUGUCACCAACAGUGAUCUUCAGAACUGUACCGAUAGCAAGGAUUCCACACCCGUCUGUACACCAUCAUUUUUGGAGAGACGAAAAUCUGAACUGGCUACACUGAAUGAUAAUGAUGAAGAUAAUGAAAUAGUGUUCAAACCUGUUGUCAGUCGACAGGGUUACGUGGGCGGGCCGGCGUGCUUUGUGAAGUCACCGACUCCGCCCCCGGCCCCGCCUCUCUGCUCACGUCAGCCCUGCCUCGCGGGCGCGAGGCCCGUGCGAUUACUGCUUAAGAGACCCCGGAGUGGGACGGUCGUGCGAAACCUGUCUGCGUCCGCCAUAGUGCUGCCUCGGAAGUGUCGCCGACGCUGGGGUGAGCGACGAAGAAGCGCCAGGGGAGCAAAAAAAAACCAACACAAAAACCAAACCCAGGGAACCAGCGCCGCCCUGGCUGUGGCCCGGCAGGUUCCGGGUCUUUUUCUCACGGUUCUGGGCCUCAAGCCGACGGAAACGAAAGGCAGAAGAAGCCGCGGAGCAGCGGACGGGAAGAAGCGUCAGGGAGAGCCGGCAGUGCCCCCCUCCCACGCCCGGGACCCUCCGGGACCACUCGGCCGCCGUUCGGGGCCCAGGCUGGUGAGGAAGCGCUUGGAGGCCGACUCGAGCCCUCGCCCCGACUUUGUGCGUGGAGCGGCGGCGGCGGCGGGGGGAGGUGGAGCCGGGGCCGGGGCGGUCUACGGGAAGGCCUCUCCGCCGCCGCCCGGGCGCUUGGGGGCCUAG
This is a messenger RNA of Elephantulus edwardii (Cape elephant shrew), 1494 nucleotides long. RefSeq lists its product as uncharacterized. Gene Ontology annotation, molecular function: structural constituent of ribosome; RNA binding. Gene Ontology annotation, biological process: translation; maturation of LSU-rRNA from tricistronic rRNA transcript (SSU-rRNA, 5.8S rRNA, LSU-rRNA). The coding region runs from base 1 to 1494 and encodes 497 amino acids. The transcript is spliced from 3 exons. The record is from RefSeq and is a predicted model, not a curated record. NCBI's taxonomy places the organism in Eukaryota, Metazoa, Chordata, Mammalia, Macroscelidea, Macroscelididae. Gene Ontology annotation, cellular component: nucleolus; ribosome.